ACUAGAACCCCUAAAAGAAAUAUGUUUAGGUGGAAGUGAUAAAGCUCUGGAGGGGCUGUAGUAAUUAUAACAGGAGAAAUGGAGGAAGUGAUAGCUAGUUCACACAACACGACUUUAAAAGUCUUCCUAUCUCUGGACUCUUGAUAUUACACAACUUGCUGUCUUGUAAUCAGAAGACCUGAUAUCAUUGUGGUUUCCACACUGCGUGACAGGACUGACAGGCACCAGGGCUUAUCAGAGGAAACUAAUUAUCAUCUCAUACCAGCAUUACAUAAAUAAGAUGUACGCCUCACUGUGUGGAAGUGACUGGGAUCAAUUAUUUUAUAUGUCAAGAUAUAAAUUUACUGAAUUGUUCUUUUUUAAUGAAAACUGGUCAAAACUUACAGGAAUGGCCCCAUUAUUACAGAAUCCCCAUCCAGAUAUUCAGUCAGAAUCUAAAGUAUUGUUUGGUGCAUCACUACACUGAAUCAAAAAACAAUAAAUGUGAUGGACAAAGUAAGCUUUUGAUUAGAAAAGAUGUGAGACUGAUAUGAGACUGUCAUUUCACUGUUACACCAUGGGAACUUGUGACUUCCUCAUUUUUAAGUGUUGCAGAAUGUUUAAAAAGCAGCACAACUCUGACGGAGCUUCACUUCUCUGUUCAUCUUUCAUCUACCUGCUCCAAAGACCUGCAGAAAAUUUUCUGCCUCUCCUGACAAACACAGAUGGCUGUAGUCCUGACUCUCCUUCUCAGUGUCUGUCUGCUGCACGGUGCCCUGUGUCAAGCAUUUCAGUCAUUUGUGCCGCCGACUAUAGAGGUUCUGAGUGGAUCCUGUGUGACCAUCCCCUGCUCCUUUGAAAUACCGGACAAAUUUAAAUCACGCUUAGAUAAAUCAUGUAGGGUAUUGUGGAAUCAGUAUGAUAAUGACAAGACUGUGUUGUUUGACAGUGGAAAUCCACAAACGUCUACAAUAAAGGGAGAGCUGACAGGAGACGUGACAAAAAAAGACUGCACCACAACCCUGAACAACAUGCAACCUGCUGACAGCAAAAUAUAUUUCCUCAGACUACAAUGCGACAACCUGAAAUAUAAUUUUCACAAAGACAAUGAGAGAGUAUAUAUUUCAGUCAAAGCUGCUCCUCCCACACCGACUCUGACUGCGUCCACACUGAAGGUGAAGGAGGGAACCUCUGUGGGUUUGACGUGCUCUGCUCCAGCUCCCUGUCUGUCUCAUCCUCCAGCUCUGACCUGGACCCCCGGCCUGGGGGACGCUCAGGAGAAACUGCAGGAGAAUCAGGACAAAACUAAAGUCAAGCUCUCUGUUCUGACCUUCACUGCUUCUCACCUCCAUCAUGGGAAGAAGAUCGACUGUAAGGCCACCUACAACAAACAAGAUGGCAGCACUGAGUCAGCUGUUAGCACAAGUUUAACAGCUGAUAUUUCAUGUGCCCUGUGUCAAAGACUGCAGUCAUUUGUGCCGCCGACUAUAGAGGUUCUGAGUGGAUCCUGUGUGACCAUCCCCUGCUCCUUUAAUAUACCGGACGAAUAUGAAUCAAGCUUAAAUAGAUCAUGUAGGGUAUUAUGGAAGCAGGAUGAUAAUAACAACAUUGUGUUUGACAGUGGAACUCCACAAACGUCAUCAAUAAAGGGAGAACUGACAGGAGACGUGACAAAAAAAAACUGCACCACAACCCUGAACAACAUGCAACCUGCUGACAGCAGACGAUAUUUCUUCAGACUGGAAUGCAAUGACCUGAAAUCUAAUUUUGCCAAAAAUAAUGAGAGAGUAAAUAUUUCAGUCAAAGCUGCUCCUCCCACACCGACUCUGACUGCGUCCACACUGAAGGUGAAGGAGGGAACCUCUGUGGGUUUGACGUGCUCUGCUCCAGCUCCCUGUCUGUCUCAUCCUCCAGCUCUGACCUGGACCCCCGGCCUGGGGGACGCUCAGGAGAAACUGCAGGAGAAUCAGGACAAAACUAAAGUCAAGCUCUCUGUUCUGACCUUCACUGCUUCUCACCUCCAUCAUGGGAAGAAGAUCUACUGUAAGGCCACCUACAACAAACAAGAUGGCAGCACUGAGUCAGCUGUUAGCACAAGUUUAACAGCUGAUAUUUCAUAUUCACCCAGAGACACCACAGUGUCAGUCAGUCCCUCUGGUCCAGUUCCAGAGGGCAGAAAUGUGACUCUGACAUGCAGUAGUUCUGCAAACCCACCAGUCAGGAGCUAUACCUGGUACAGAGCUGACGGAGGCCAGGAGACUCUUAUUGGGACCAGACAAGUUGUAAACAUCAAAGUAUCUAAAGACGACAGUCAGUUUUUCUGCAAGGCUGAAAAUGAUAUUGGAGCUGGGCGAUCCAACAUCAGUCACACAGAUAUUCAGUAUUCACCCAAAGACACCACAGUGUCAGUCAGUCCCUCUGGUCCAGUUCCAGAGGGCAGAAAUGUGACUCUGACAUGCAGUAGUUCUGCAAACCCACCAGUCAGGAACUACACCUGGUACAGAGCUGACGGAGGCCAGGAGACUCUUAUUGGGACCAGACAAGUUGUAAACAUCAAAGUAUCGAAAGGAGACAGUCUGUUUUUCUGCAAAGCUGAAAAUGAAAUUGGAACUGGACGAUCCAACAUCAGUCAAAUAGAUGUUCAAUAUUCACCCAAAAACACCACAGUGUCAGUCAGUCCCUCUGGUCCAGUUCCAGAGGGCAGAAAUGUGACUCUGACAUGUAAUAGUACUGCAAACCCACCAGUCAGGAACUACACCUGGUACAGAGCUGACGGAGGCCAGGAGACUCUUAUUGGGACCAGACAAGUUGUAAACAUUAAAGUAUCGAAAGGAGACAGUCCGUUUUUCUGCAAAGCUGAAAACGAAAUUGGAACUGGACGAUCCAACAUCAGUCAAAUAGAUGUUCAAUUUGCUCCACAAAUCCUGCCCUCAUCUAACUGCACCAACGCUGCAUCCCAGCUCAACUGUUCCUGCAGGACUGUGGGAAAUCCUUCCCCCACUUUGAAGUGGUAUCUGGAUGGGCUGCCUGUCAACCAGUCUGACACGUUUGGAAUCAGCUCUCUAAAUGACACAGGUCUGAGGAGCAUCCUUAUUGUGAACCAACCACAGGAGAGGGAUCUUUCCAACUUGCUCUGCCUCAGUUCCAACUCUCUGGGAUCUGCCAGUCAACGUUUUUGUGUCGCCAGCCGAAAAUCUCAAGGCCACACAUUGCUGUUUCCAGUCUUCAUCACCACAGUUGCUGCUCUGCUAGUAUUAGUAUGUGCUCUGCUGUUUGUUAUCAGGGCUCAAAGGACUCAACAUAACCUUGCGAAGAAUCAGUGCACAGGUGACACCAGCACACUUCCUAUGACCCAACUUCUAACAAGUGGAGAAGGAAAUGAGGUACCCAACACAACACAAGAGGACAUUUAUGUCAACACCAAUGAGCUGAGACAAGAAGAAGCUGACCAACAUGCAGCCGUCCCUGAGCCAAACAGUACAGACUUGCCAAGCUCUGGACCGAACAAUGCAGAAGAAACCAAUAAAAGCUCAGAAAAGAAGGGUGAGGAAGGCAGUGAUGUGAUUUACUCCUCUGUGAUUAAAUUAAAAGAUAAGCGUCCUAAUCACCAAUAGAUCACAGCUCUGUAGAAAAAGUCACAAAGUUUGUCUGGCUUUGUAAAUACCCAUGAAACCCCCUAGACCAGUGGUUCCCAACCUUUUUCUUGAGGGACUCACAUUUUUACCAUUAUAAACUUUGGCGACCCCCCCAUUGUCCAUUGUUUCUAUGAAGCCGAACUCAAUGUGACUUUCAUGGUACCCUCUCUUUUUCUUUUUGAGAUAUUCAGCAUUUACAUCUCCCUGACGCGUCGCCAUUUUUCCAUUAGCUCUGUGUUACUGUUGUUAGGUGAGGUUACCUUUAGGUGAGGUUACUGCUAGGUGAGGUUACCACUAG
Centropristis striata (black sea bass) is the source of this 3912-nucleotide messenger RNA. RefSeq names its product sialic acid-binding Ig-like lectin 10. The record is from RefSeq and is a predicted model, not a curated record. The transcript is spliced from 13 exons. Bases 705 to 3593 code for a protein of 962 amino acids. NCBI's taxonomy places the organism in Eukaryota, Metazoa, Chordata, Actinopteri, Perciformes, Serranidae.